Messenger RNA from Monopterus albus (swamp eel), 5091 nucleotides. RefSeq names its product myelin transcription factor 1b (gene myt1b). Gene Ontology annotation, biological process: regulation of DNA-templated transcription. The transcript is spliced from 25 exons. Gene Ontology annotation, cellular component: nucleus. The record is from RefSeq and is a predicted model, not a curated record. Gene Ontology annotation, molecular function: zinc ion binding. NCBI's taxonomy places the organism in Eukaryota, Metazoa, Chordata, Actinopteri, Synbranchiformes, Synbranchidae. Bases 156 to 4385 code for a protein of 1409 amino acids.
GCUGCUUAUUAGACGUCACCAACAGAUAGCCGACAGCACAGAAAGCUUGAUCGGAACGAUGUAUAGUCAGGAAAAUAAAAUCAUCUUUUCAUCAUUAGUUUGGUUCAAGGACCCCAGUGACUUAGAAUAUUUUAAAGUCAGUGUGUCCUAUUCAAAUGCACGCAAAUAGAGGUUUUAGAGAUACGACCUCGUUUCGUUGUACAUGUCUCCGGUCUCUAUUUGAAUUGCAGGUGCGCUCCCGUGUCUGUUUGUUUAGGGAAAUCACUGCAGCAGCCCCACCUGGCUUCACCUCCCCACCUGGCUUCACCUCCAACGAACUUCAACUGACAACAUUCAGGCACAUGGUGAUGUGUAGCCAAGAUCUUCAUCUCAAAGUCAACGGGUCAUUAAUAGCUGUGCUCCUACACUGUGACUGUGACCAGGCCAUGAAGGAGUGUGAGUUCUCAGAGAAAGAAAAUGAGUUUCGGGGCGAGCUGGUGAACCAGCGGUGGACGCGAGGCGAGAGGACCAGCAGCCGCUGUCAGGCCUCCCAGAGACUGCAGAGCCGUCGACCAAUCAUGAUGAGUGUAGAGGGCGAUGACAAGCGGGCUCGCACCCGGUCCAAGGGCAUCAGAGCUCCUAUUGAGCUCGCAGGACAGGAGCUGAGCUGCCCCACCCCUGGAUGCAAUGGCUCUGGCCAUAUCAGUGGGAGAUACUCACGACACAGAAGUGUUUUGGGGUGCCCCAUAGCCAGAAAGCGCCGUCUAGAAGAAGCAGAGGCUGAGCAGGAAACAGAGCGGCCUGCCUCGAAGAGAAAGUCCCACCCCCUGAAACUGGCCCUGGAUGAGGGCUUCAGCACAGAAAGUGAUGCCAGCAGCGAGGCUGAGGGCGAUGGAGAGAAGGAUGCAGAAAAAGCAGGAGAAACCAAGGUGGAGGAGGAGCAGGAGGAGAUGAAGACAGCUGUAGAGGAGGAGAGAGAGGAGAUGAGAGGAGACUUGCAGGAUGGAGAGACAAAUGUACAGAAACUGGAGACACACGGUCAACAAAAAGAGGAGGAAGAGGAGGACACAUAUCAGAAAGAGGAGAACACAUUUGUAACUGGGGAAGAGGAGGAGUGCGUGAUCAUCGAGCCUGAGCUCAGAGCAGCGCCACCUGCAUCUGAGGAGUGUCAGUCUCUUUUCCAGAGUGCAGAAGAGGUAGCAAACUCUCUCCUCCACCUCGGCCGUGUCUCUAACAACAAUGUUCCAACUGUGGCCAUUCAGCAGUCUGUUGCUAUGGAGACUGGGGAGCAUGUCACUGUGGCAGCCGAAGGGGAUGAAGAAGGACAGAAUGAGCAGGAGGUUGGCAUGAAUGAGAGCAAUGAGGAAGAGGAGGAGGUGGCAGAUCGAAAAGUUCAAGUACUGGAGGAGUCAUCUGUCCUGCAGAAGGAGGCAGUUGAAGUGGAGGGCGAGGAGGUGGAGGAUGAGCAAGGAGAGAGUGAAGACAGAAGCAACCAUGUGAGCCCGGAGAUACACCAGUAUCUGACUGAACAUAUCCACCAUGAACAGGUCAGAGAUGAGGAGGAGGAGGUAGAGGAGGAAGACAUGGCAGUGCCAGCACAGCAGAGGCGCACAGACGAGGGGGAUGAAGAGAAAGAUGAAGAGGACUACAGGGACCAUGUUCUGCCCAUUUCUGAUGUGCCAUCUGCCAUCCGCACCAUCACCAGCACCACAGCAGCUCAGGGAACACACAUUAAGACUGAAGAUCCCAGGGCCAGUCCUGUGGAGGACUACAGCUCACACAGGGCAAGUCCCACCGACAAAUGUGACUCUCAUAAAACUAGCCCACUUCAAAACUACAAGGCCAGCCCUCCUUUAAGCUACAGCUCCCACAGGGCCAGUCCGCUGGAGGACUACUAUCCCAGCCCCAGAGGUGAGAACUAUAAAAUCCACAAAGCCUCAUCUUCAGCUUCUCCUGACAUUAUUGAAGUGAGAUCCGAUAAGUCAGAGGAGAAGGAUUUCGAUGACAUGGACGGUGACGACGAGCGUGACGAUGAAGACAGCCUGUCACAGCGUUCCACAGUGACGGACGAGUCAGAGAUGUUUGACAUGACCCGAGGGAACCUGGGCCUACUGGAGCAAGCCAUUGCUCUGAAGGCAGAGCAGGUGAAGCCAGCUGGGCCCAGAGAGCUACUCCCCGCCCCAGAUCUCCACCACCAGAGAUACUUCACCAUGGAUGACAGGCCCAAGCACCUGGAGGUCAUCCGCAAGAGCUACUUCAGCAAAGAGAGCAGCAGGUCAGAGAAGCGGGAGAUCAAGUGUCCCACCCCGGGCUGUGAUGGGACAGGUCACGUGACCGGUCUUUACCCCCACCACCGCAGCCUGUCAGGCUGUCCGCACAAGGACAGGAUCCCCCCGGAGAUUCUGGCCAUGCAUGAGAAUGUGCUGAAGUGUCCAACUCCUGGCUGCACCGGUCAGGGCCACGUUAACAGCAACCGUAACACACACCGCAGUCUUUCUGGAUGCCCCAUCGCUGCUGCAGAGAAGCUGUCCAAGACCCACGAUAAGCAGCAUCUCCCUCAGCCAGGCAGCGAGCACCUCAAAGGAAGUCCCAAUGACAGAGUGUUAAGGCCUAUGUGCUUUGUCAAACAACUGGACUAUCCACAGUAUGGUUACAAGAACAAUGUUUCCACCAGCACGCCGCGCUCCAACCUGGCCAAGGAGCUGGAGAAGUACUCCAAGGUGUCCUUCGAUUAUGCAAGCUUUGACGCUCAAGUGUUUGGGAAGCGCAUGCUUGCUCCAAAGAUGCCCACCAGCGAAACCUCACCCAAAGCCUUCAAAACAGCUAAGCUGUCAUUCCCCAAAUCAUCGUCGCCCAGCCUCAGUCUCCACGGUUAUGGGAAGAGCUCCACCUCGGCUUACGACUACUCCCACGAUGCCGAGGCCGCGCACAUGGCUGCCACUGCCAUCCUCAACCUGUCCACUCGUUGCUGGGAGAAACCUGAGAACCUCAGCACCAAACCGCAAAACAAGGAAAUGGACAUUGAGGUGGAUGAGAAUGGCACCCUGGACCUGAGUAUGAAGAAACCUAUUAAACGAGAAGGCAGUCUGUCCGGCACUAGCCCUGGGGUUCGGUCUCCAGACCCCUCUUCCUCGUCCUCUUCCUCGCUCCAUCAUGGUGGAAGCAGCGGAAUGACAUCGCCGAACCUACAAACCUACAAGCAAGAGGACUGGGAGGGACCGCUGGAUUACACCAAGCCCAACCGCCAAAGGGAGGAGGAAGUGGAGGAGAUGGAGCACACUGGCCAGUCUUUCGUCUCAUCUGACCCAGAGGACUGUGACAUGAUGCAGGACUGUCUGGAGGAAAGGAAGUACCCAGGGGAGGUCACAACCCCAAGCUUCAAGGUCAAAUUCCAGCCCAAGGACAGCAAAAAAGAGCUGCUUUCGUGCCCUACACCUGGUUGUGAUGGCAGUGGCCACAUCACAGGAAACUAUGCAUCCCAUCGCAGUCUGUCUGGGUGUCCUCUCGCUGAUAAGAGCCUUCGGUCCCUCAUGGCGGCCCACACCCCUGAACUCAAAUGCCCCACUCCAGGAUGUGACGGAUCAGGUCACAUCACAGGAAACUACGCCUCCCACAGAAGUCUCUCUGGGUGCCCACGUGCCAAGAAAAGUGGAAUUAAAACUCCUACCAAGGACAACCAGGAGGACUCGGAGCUUUUAAAAUGCCCGGUGCCGGGCUGUGACAGCCUGGGCCACAUCAGUGGGAAGUACGCCACGCACCGUAGCGCCUACGGGUGUCCGCUGGCAGCCCGCAGACAGAAGGAGGGACUUCUGAAUGGCACGCCCUUCAACUGGAAGGCCUUCAAGACGGAGGGACCAACAUGUCCCACCCCAGGCUGUGAUGGCUCCGGACAUGCUAACGGGAGCUUCCUCACACACCGCAGCCUCUCGGGAUGCCCCAGAGCCUUGUAUGCCAAGAAGAAGGCCAAGUUCCCCACAGAGGACUAUCUGACCACCAAGUUCAGAGCCAGUGAUGUUUUAGAAAGUGAUGAGGACAUCAAGCAGCUCAACAAAGAGAUUAAUGACCUCAACGAAUCCAACAAUGAAAUGGAGGCUGACAUGGUCAACCUGCAGACUCAGAUCUCCUCCAUGGAGAAGAACUUGAAGAGCAUUGAGCAUGAGAACAAGAUGAUCGAGGAGCAGAAUGAGGCUCUGUUCAUGGAGCUAUCAGGUCUCAGCCGGGCCCUGAUUCGCAGCCUGGCUAACAUACGCCUGCCGCACAUGCAGGAGCCAAUCACCGAACAGAACUUUGACAGCUACGUGAGCACCCUGACCGAUAUGUACACCAACAAAGACUGCUUCCAGAGCCCUGAGAACAAGGCUUUGCUGGAGAGCAUCAACAAAGCUGUGAAGGGCAUCAAAGUGUGAGGCUCAACACGCACACGCACACGCACUAACACACUAACACACACACACACACACACACAGAAAGCAAACUGUCCUGAAGCGCAGGAGCGUGUCAGAGUUGGAGAUGGAGGGGCUGAGAGAUGAAGGAGAAUACUCUACAAUAUAUAGAAAUAUGAUUCAAAAACAAGAAGGGAAUUCAGGUUAUUUAAAUAAAUGGCAACUUUAAAAAAAUCAACCCAGGGAGCACUCUGUAAGAAGAAAAGUGACGCGGACCAAAAUCCACACCAUGCUGCUGCUGGGAUGAGGAGGAGGAAACAGAUCCUUCAGUCACAAUGGAUGGAAAAGAUGAAUAAUGUUACUAGAAACUGUAUCUGGGGGAUUUCAUAUGCUGUAUGCUUACCUGUUGUCUUUUUUGUGACCUUAACUGUUUUUGGAGAAGGUUUCACUGUUAUUUCGUGUUUCACCCCAAAUAAAACUUGGCAGAAUGUGAACAUAGCAUUGCUCACAGGUGCUCGGAGACGUGGAGAGGAAGACAUAGACGAGUUAAAGACUCUCAGUGAGAUCCUGUAGCAUUCAACGUGGCGAGUGUAUGCGUUGGCUGGCUCCAAAAGCUGUCUGAUCCAUGACCGCACAUACCCCAGCAAUAUGAAGUGUGCACUAAACUGAAUUUGUGUUUGCUUUGCUGUAUUACUGUGGCAACAGCGCAAUGUUGACACAGUUCAGCAGG